Molecule: messenger RNA, 1816 nt
Organism: Annulohypoxylon truncatum
Lineage: Eukaryota; Fungi; Ascomycota; Sordariomycetes; Xylariales; Hypoxylaceae
Exons: 2
Coding region: 197-1252 (351 amino acids)
Biological process (GO): fungal-type cell wall organization
Cellular component (GO): fungal-type cell wall
Molecular function (GO): structural constituent of cell wall
Source: RefSeq, a predicted model, not a curated record
AUCCCUUUAACUAUUUUACACCGGUCUCGUAAUAAGAGUAGGGUGAAGAGGCAAGAGGCGAAAAGUGAGACAUUGGAGGCAAAAAGUCACUCGCUAUUCAACCCGUCUGUACAAUAUCCAACCUUUUCUCCGAAACCACUGUCGACAUACGUACAGUCCCGAUCGCUUAAGAAUAAAAACAACGCACAUCGACAAUAUGCGAUACACGCUCGCUCUCGUCUCCGCCCUUCUAGGCGUCGCCGUCGCGGCCCCCCAGGGCGUCACCGAAACGCUGACUCCUACCGGUGCCGCACCGGCAGGUUGCACUGGCACCUUCGACGGCAAGUUCGAGAUCACCGUCGCAGAGGUCACCGAGAAGCGAAGUCUCUCUCAACCAGAGAAGCGUGCUGAGUGUGGUAGCGACGGUGUUCUUGUGUCGACGCUGAAGGACGGGACUAUUUCUGAUGCCAAGGACCGAACUGGUUAUAUCGCAUCCAACUACCAAUUCCAAUUUGAUGACCCUGCCCAAGCCGGUGCGUUGUACACCAGUGGAUUUUCUCUCUGCGAAAACAACAUCCUCGCGCUCGGUAGCAACAAGACUUUCUACCGAUGCCUAUCAGGCGACUUCUACAACCUUUACGACCGUAACUGGGCCGCUCAGUGCUCGCCCGUCUCGAUCAUCGCCGUACCAUGCGGCUCAGAUGACCCGGCUUCGCAAAUCCCCGACGGUCAGGUUAUCGGCACCAGCGUCGUGCAAACUACUAUCGUCACCGCUCUGCCGGACGGUCAACCGCAGGUCGUCACCACGACGGUUCCUGUUCCCAUCUGCCAGAUCAGCGAUGGUCAAGUUCAGCAAGGAAGCACGCCUUGUGCCUCUAUCACGGCUAGCGCGACCAGCACGUAUGUGCCCGUGAGCGAGUACACCGAUGGUCAGAUUCAAGUGACUCCCCCCGGAAGUGCACCGGCUCCCUCGGCCACACCGACGGCUGGUUCAUCCGCACCUUCCGCUCCCUCCGCGCCUGCUCCGUCUGCUUCGGGCUCAGCACCCGCACCUAGCAGCAGCGCGGCUGUAUCCAGCGGCAGUGCAAGUGCAAGUGCCAGCGCCAGUGCUAGCGCUAGCGCCAGUUCUUCGGAAAGCCCGUCUUCAGCUUCGGCAAGCUCCAGUGCGCCGGCGGCGACUUCGGCACCGCCUCAGAGCGGAUCAUCGCGCGUCUCGGUGGGAUCUGUCGGUGCUCUGGUGAUCACGGCCAUGGUAGCAUUCUUCUACCUGUAAAUAUAACUCAUCAUUCCCCAUUGCGAGGUUCAUGAAGGAGGACUCGAAAGUAAUAGGCCGGAGAAUGACGGACAAUGGUUCGAGGAGGGACUUAAUGCUGGUAACGAUGAGAUGGAAUUAAUGCGUGAAAUGGCUUUGCAAUGGAAAUGAGAAGCAAACUUGAUAAUAGCUGCAGCAUAGCAGGAGUUGGGAAAUAAUGCAAACUCCAAUUCAUACAUAAAUUGAUAUCUCUAGGACUAUUUCGCCGUGGGGCUCUUUACCUGUACCUAUCCAAUGGGUCAUGCCAACGGAUACCUACCUGCUUGCCUGUCUUCCUUCGUAUCUAAUGGUGGCUUUGAUGACCAGAACUGAUGCUCGACGACCGGGGCAGUGAGACGAGGAUUUAUCGUGACAUCGUGACUUGAUCGUGGAUAGGGGCUAAUUCCAAAUAACACGGUAAUUGUCGGAGAUGAUGGGGACAUCACAAUGACUUAUUAAGGUAGCUGGCCUCUUCAAACGGGUGAAUAUGUCUACUCUAGAAACCCGUUAUAUGAUCUCGUUGGAAUUAGUAGUUGUAAAGAUUAG